UUUUAAAAUCGACCAAAUGCUAUCGUCGUGACAUCAUCAACCUGAGACGAGGAAGCAGCGCUGAAAACUGAAAAUGCUUUUCUACUCAUUUUUCAAGUCCCUGGUGGGGAAGGACGUGGUGGUGGAGCUGAAAAAUGACUUGAGCAUCUGUGGAACACUUCACUCGGUUGAUCAGUACCUGAACAUUAAACUGACAGACAUCAGUGUCACGGAUCCAGAGAAAUAUCCACACAUGUUAUCGGUGAAGAACUGUUUCAUCCGAGGCUCUGUGGUGCGAUACGUCCAACUACCUGCAGACGAGGUCGACACCCAGCUGUUACAGGACGCAGCGCGCAAGGAGGCCCUGCAACAGAAGCAGUGAUGCUUUAACACAUGACAUCAUGGCUGGGGGGGGGGGGGGGGAUUUGGAAGAUGGACAGAUUAUGUUUUAGUUAGGUGUAAACAAUCCAAAUUAAUUUAAUCUGUUUGCAUAGAAGCCCCUGAAAUGUUUUCCUUGUUGUCUAGCCUGGUUUGCCACAUUGGUAUUGCAGUGCUUUAGUGUCACCUACCUCAAAUGCCAACUAAGGUCUCCCAGCACUUGAUACCCUACUGUUUUGUAAACAUUCGGACAACACUUCCUGUUUCCUAUACUAUACAGCACCACUAUUUGUUGAUGUCAGAAAUGACCAGAUUCUGUCUGUUUUAUUUUAUUGGUGUCCUUGUGAAGCAGUAUCCAGAAUUAAUAUAUUCUCCUUCUGAAGACUGUUCUUCUGCUCAGAUGGAGAAUAUUCUCUGCUUUUUCUUUUUCUAAAACCAGUUUUGAGUUUGUAUGACUCAUGUUAUUUGCAUCACCUUUUUGAUUUGUAGAUAAACCUUGUUUAAAUCCUGUU
Messenger RNA from Salvelinus namaycush (lake trout), 869 nucleotides. RefSeq names its product smx5 (gene lsm2). Gene Ontology annotation, cellular component: P-body; U4/U6 x U5 tri-snRNP complex; precatalytic spliceosome. The coding region runs from base 74 to 361 and encodes 95 amino acids. The transcript is spliced from 5 exons. The record is from RefSeq and is a predicted model, not a curated record. NCBI's taxonomy places the organism in Eukaryota, Metazoa, Chordata, Actinopteri, Salmoniformes, Salmonidae. Gene Ontology annotation, molecular function: RNA binding. Gene Ontology annotation, biological process: mRNA splicing, via spliceosome.